AGAUUCAAGUACAUUGGACAUCAGAAAUUUGUGGCUUCACGCUCAGCAUUUCCGAAUUUUGCCAUUUUUGUUGAUGGUCAAAUCAAAUCGUAAUCCUUUUUACCAGUAAACUUAAUAUAAUAUUAAGUGUAGUCAUGCAAGCAUUUGGAUUAGUAAGGCUUUUCAAUUCGAAAGCGUUUUCUGUUACGACUCGAUCUACGACGCUCCUGCCUUAUCAACCGAAUUGUGGCAUUAAAACAUCUACCCAAUUGUUUUUCCCGGCAUCAAAUGAGUCAACACUUCCGGAAAAACCGAAACGCCCAUGUAACCCAUUCAUAAAAUAUGUUCAAAGUGUUCGCGCAUCUCUAGCAGCAAAGCAUCCAAAGGCACCUCCGUACGAAAUAACAAAGCUUGCAGCAGUUCAAUGGAAUGACCUGGACGCGGCUGCCAGGAUGAAGUUAUCAGAAGACUUUAAAAAAGAGCAAUCUGUUUGGUUGCAACAGAAUGCAAAAUAUCUUAAUCAACUAACGGAUCAACAAAAAGAGGACAUUCGCCAAGCUCGGGAGAAAAAAUCAGAGGACAAGGUCAAACGGGAACAUCGCAAACGACUAAAGGAACUUGGAAAGCCAAAACGUCCACUGAACGGAUUUCUGCGAUUUUGCUUGGAACAUAAACCAAAUAAACUGAACAAAGAAGAGAACCUUGCUCAUCUUAAGCGUAUGGCGGAAGUCUGGGGCAAAAUGAGUGAAGAAGAAAAAGGACCUUACAAUCGUCAAGCAGCGGAUGAAAUGGUCAAGUAUCGUGACGUCGUCCAUGAGUGGGAAGAGAAAAUGCUUACACAGAAUAAUUUGGACGUCGUCCGUCGUAAAAAUAUUAUCAUUUCGGAGAAGAAAGGAACCAAAAAAUUGCCUCGCCAAUAGGAAUUCGGGUGUCCCUAUCCAGAAGCAGUUGAAAGCACACCAUCGUCACCAUUACUAACAGAACAUGCAGAACCACCAUCUGGCGCCAGUUCAGGUCACGUACUGAGUGCUGAUAAACUGGAAAGGGAUACGGGCGUACAUAGUCAAACCAAAAAAUUUACCAUUCAGGAAGAACAACCGGCUGAGGGAAGAAAUCAAAAACAAACGAAAAGCGGUAUCGUUAAAAAGUUGAAAUCAAUCUUCAAAUUUUGACACCGUUUACAACUGGUGGAUUGUGUGUUGCUUUCACUAGUACUAUGGUUAUAUUUCUGAUACGAGAAACAUGUCUGUUUUAAAUUUGCGCCACAAAGUAUGGACUACUGUUCCUGGCAGUAUACUAUAUAAAUAAUGUUUUCUUCUAUCCGAUUGUUUGAAACAAAUGUCUAGAUAAGU
Messenger RNA from Sabethes cyaneus, 1331 nucleotides. It is a transcript of the gene TFAM, whose product is annotated as transcription factor A, mitochondrial. The transcript is spliced from 2 exons. The record is from RefSeq and is a predicted model, not a curated record. NCBI's taxonomy places the organism in Eukaryota, Metazoa, Arthropoda, Insecta, Diptera, Culicidae. Bases 135 to 899 code for a protein of 254 amino acids. Gene Ontology annotation, molecular function: transcription cis-regulatory region binding.